Quercus robur (English oak) is the source of this 1842-nucleotide messenger RNA. Its product is annotated as E3 ubiquitin-protein ligase At1g63170. The coding region runs from base 391 to 1572 and encodes 393 amino acids. NCBI's taxonomy places the organism in Eukaryota, Viridiplantae, Streptophyta, Magnoliopsida, Fagales, Fagaceae. The record is from RefSeq and is a predicted model, not a curated record. The transcript has 5 exons.
GUCACUGGUUAAUAACACACAGUAUUGUGCACCAAUCUCUCCCUACACUCACGGAUCAGAGUAGCUACUCUGUCCAAUCCACCGUGAACGUUAAUUAGAGCUUAAAUUAUCAAAUUUUUUUUGUUUUUUUUUGUUUUUUCUUAUAAACCUUGUUUUCUUGUUACUAUCGAGUUUAUUACUUGCGUUCAAUUUCAAAAAAAUUUCAUUUCAAACCCUUCCAAAAGCAACACAGAAUUCUCAGUACAGAAAGAACCAAAAAAAAAAAACCCACCAAUCCCAUCGUUUCAAAUUCCACUCUCAUCAAAAUCUCAACCCCAACCAACCAAAACAAAAUUCCGACAAAUUUCAAACCUCAAUUUGUCCGAAACAAAGAAUCAAAACCUCGUCAAAAUGCAAGACUCGAACACACAACCGCCUCGUUCUUCUUUGUCCGAGGCUGCCCUGGACUCGUCGCCUCUCCUCGGCCACUCCAUAACCGACAGCCUAAUCCGUAGCCGCCGGUUCAUCCGCCGCACACCGCCGCCUCUGAGAGGCGCCGCUCGGCUCCUCCGCCGGGCGAGCGGGCGGCGAAUGAUGCUCCGGGAGCCGUCGGUUCGGGUGAGGGAGAACGCGGCGGAGCAGUUGGAGGAGAGGCAGAGCGACUGGGCGUACUCGAAGCCGGUUUUGGUUUUGGAUAUGCUUUGGAACUUUGCGUUUAUUGGGGUCGGGUUGGUGUUGUUGGGGCUGAGCGUGGAGGAGAGGCCGACUGUGCCGUUGAGGGUGUGGGUUGUUGGAUACGUGGUGCAAUGUUUGUUUCAUAUGGGGUGUGUGAUCGUUGAGUAUAAGAAACGAUGCGAGGCGCGUUUGAUGGGAUUGGAAGGAAGUGGGGUUUGGGAAAGUGGUGCGGAUUUGAAUUUGAAUUCGAGUUCCACUUCUGGGUCUGGUAGUGAUGGUGAAGAUUAUGGGAUUGAGAAUCGACAGGCUGAGGAAGAAACCAGUGUUGUUAAGCAUCUCGAGUCAGCAAAUACGAUGUUUUCAUUUAUCUGGUGGAUCGUUGGAUUCUACUGGGUAACCGCUGGAGGUCAAACUUUGACACAUGAUUCGCCUCAGCUUUACUGGCUUUGUAUUACAUUUCUUGCAUUCGAUGUUGUCUUUGUUUUGAUAUGUGUCGCCGUUGCAUGUCUCGUUGGAAUUGCUGUUUGCUGCUGUCUACCAUGCAUAAUCACAAUCUUGUAUGUUGUGACGGAUCAGGAGGGAGCAACAGAGGAGGAAAUUGAUCAAUUCCCAAAGUACAAAUUCCGAAGCAUAAGUGAUUUUGAGAAAGUUAAUGGUGAGAUUCAAGAAUCUUUUGGAGGAAUGAUGAUUGAGUGCGACACAGAUACUCCCAUUGAACGUGUUUUGUCCCAAGAGGAUGCUGAAUGUUGCAUUUGCCUUUCUUCCUAUGACGAUGGAACUGAACUGCGUGAACUCCCUUGCAAUCACCAUUUCCACUGCAUUUGCAUUGACAAAUGGUUACGCAUCAAUGCCACCUGCCCUCUUUGCAAAUUCAACAUUUUGAAGCCUGUCAACCAAAGUGGUAGUGAGGAUGUAUAGAAAACAAGCUUCUCAAUCAAGUGCUGAUCAGAUCCAUCAUUUAUAGCAUGAGCAUGUGCGUGUAUCUCGUGCACACUUGGCGUGCUGUUACGCAUCCUUGACCUUACUUGCUGUAAGUGACCUUACUUGCUAAUGUAUCUUCUAUGUAUUGGUGUAUAUGAGUUUUUAUAUAUAUGUUAUGUAUAAACAGUCUAGUAUGUUUCCACGAUAAUUGUAAAGAUGACAGUUCUUUUGAGUUGUAAUGCUAAAUAUUUUGGAACUUCUUAUAAA